This is a messenger RNA of Coregonus sp. 'balchen', 1008 nucleotides long. NCBI's taxonomy places the organism in Eukaryota, Metazoa, Chordata, Actinopteri, Salmoniformes, Salmonidae. The record is from the annotation of a GenBank genome assembly.
AUGUCCCAGCUCUUCUUUGGAAAGCCAGCCCCUACCUCUCAGUCUACACCAAAACCCGGUCAUCAUCAUCCCUCAUCACCCAUGGUAAAUGAAUGAAAAUAUGAGACUGUCCAGCUCAACUCUGAAUGACUGAUAUCUUGCACCUGUGAAUCCUUUGCUACUUAUUGUUGACAACUGUAUGCUUUCAGAAAAUAUUAUGGUUUGAUUGACAUUUCUCCCUGUAUCCUUAGGACCCUGAUAAAGGACAUGGGCCAGACCAGGACAUCCCUGGUGAGACAUUUUCGUUUGUGACACUGGACAAUAGCCAUGGACAGCAAAGGUAUGGAGUUACUGGGUUUGAAGUAUUAUUCAUUAUGUGUUCUGUUCAGUAUUUAACUUUUUUUUUUCAUGGAAGUGAGGACUCCGGCAUCAACAUUUCAAACAUCUCCGAUAGAGGUGAUGUACACAACAGUACUUCCAGCGGCAUCAACAUUUCAAACAUCUCCGAUAGAGGUGAUGUACACAACAGUACUUCCAGCGAGCUCCCAGGUGAGGAGACAACAAAUGUUCUCAGUUCAACGAUAGAGGAGAUAGGCAAGAAGGCCCAGGAUCUGAUAGAGAGAAUCAACCAGAGCAGAGCCAUGGACCAGGAAAUCAUGACCACCUUCGAGAACAAGUUAAUUAAUAAGGUAUCACUGUUCUACUGUUGAGUAAAAAGCACAUGGUCAUAAUUUUCUGUAGUUAAAAAAGAAUGCAUUGAGAUUGAGUCUAAUGUUUAUGUGGAGGAGUGUGACUGUGACUAAUGUGUAUUUGCGUGUUUGUGUCCCUCCCCAGGUGAGUGAGGUGUGCCAGCAGGUGAAGGAGCAGAUGUUCAGCAGCUAUGAGGAGCAUGGCCAUGGGAUGGAGGCCAAUCUGCAGGAGCUGUCUGAGGUGCUGGAGAGGAGCAGUCAGCUCAGUAUGGAGCUGCAGGGAGCCAGUCAGACCUUAUCAGCCAUCAACAACAGCCUGCAGCAGACAGCUGAGCACUGA